Messenger RNA from Durusdinium trenchii, 621 nucleotides. The record is from the annotation of a GenBank genome assembly. Lineage: Eukaryota; Dinophyceae; Suessiales; Symbiodiniaceae.
AUGCGACUCAAUUCACAAGUUGAACUCGAUGUGACAUCCUUGCGAGUGGCGAAAAUCAGCACUGCAAACCCCAACUUCGCUCAAGAAGUUGAAGCCUGGAAAUCUGGCCAUGUGGGCCAAAGGGUGCCCAAGUACUUCUUGCUUUACAUACGGAUUGCUGGUGCCAGUCAGAGGGGAUUGUCGAAGCUGUGCAUUGCUAAGUUGCCUUAUGUGUUGGUGGCUCCAAAAGCGAAGCCACCGGUGGAGUCGAAACAAGAUGUGCAGGCUUCGAGAUUGCUCGCUCGCAUCAACGCUGGCACCACAUGCUACACCGAUGGCAACCGGUCUUGGAAAGCUGUCGCCAAGGAUGUCAAGAAGCAGAUUUUGGUGAAAUCCGUCAGCCACCGAAAUGCGCAAUUCACGAACAACCUCAAGGGCCCCAAGCGCAAGGGCGCUUCUGCUAUCGGUGGGACUCAGCAAUUAGAUCGAUGCUGGCACCACUUGAAGCGCUUCGUUGCUUGCAACCUCAAGACGAAGGUCAAGAGCCAGAUCAAUGCUGCUAUCUUGGACAAAGCGUUCCAGUUUGUGUGGAGGUACAAUGCCUCCACGCAAGAUGCCACGGAAAGACUGGCGUCCUUGUAA